UAAAGGAGUCGGUCCUUUCUGCACCUUUCUCCGAGAAGAGGGAGGUAGGUGUUGAAUUCGCUCGGGAAGGCGAGGGCGGAACGGUAGUUUACAGAAAGUGGUUGCUACUGCACCGCAACAGAGCUGAGGUCGAACCGCUACUAGACGUCACAAUGGAGAUUCAUCCGAGGAAUUCCCUCACUACGGAAACGGAAGCAUCUGGAGCGUGUUAGUUACAACGGGAGAUGAAGACGUAUGGCGCGAGCGCUCAUGAUUUAACGAUGUAAAUAGUCUAUGGGGGAGUCUGUCUGUGGGGCGGACACGUUUUUAUGUCUGGAGAAGAGAGAGACAACCUUGUUCCGUGCUGACGGCUCCGUUGAAACCCCUCUAUCUAACCUGGGCAGUAACGCAUGACCGAAAGACAGACAGACAGACAGACAGACAGACAGACAGACAGACAGACAGACAGACAGACAGACAGACAGACAGACAGACAGACAGAGCAUUGGUUCAGUCUUCCACGCUAGCUGGAGGAGGCACAGAGAGGAGACAUCUAUCUACGUCUAUCCAAGUUGCUCAGCAGCUCCGUGAAACACAAUGCCCUCGUAGGAGCUGAUAUGCAGACGCGUUGUGUAGGAGACUCGGGAAAAGGGCGUUGAAUAAAGUACUUCUCCACUCCCCAGUCCCUUCACCCCUCGCCAGACAUGACGGGUCAGAGCCUGGAGGAGCUGACAGCAGCCUAUGAGGAUCACACCGUGCGCAUCAAUGUGGGAGGGUUCAAGAAGAGGCUGUUUUCCAACACUCUGUCUCGCUUCCCGGAGACCCGUCUGGCUCGGCUGCUACAGUGCCAAUCAAAAGAGUCGAUACUAGAACUCUGCGACGACUACGACGACACGGAAAAGGAGUUUUAUUUCGAUAGGAACCCGGCUCUCUUCCCUUACGUGUUGAAUUUCUACAACACCGGGAAGCUCCACGUCAUGGCGGAGUUGUGCAUCUUCUCCUUCAGCCAGGAGAUCGAGUACUGGGGCAUCAAUGAAUUCUUCAUCGACUCGUGUUGCAGCGGCGCCUACCACUGCCGAAAGAUGGAUCCCAACCGCGGGGAGGACUGGGACGACUGCCGGAGCGACGAGGGCAGCACCACGUCAUCGUUCGACGAGAUUCUAGAGUUCUAUAACGACGCCACUAAGUUCGAUAAGCAGCCGUUGGGGAGCGUCCGGAGGCGGAUCUGGUUGAUCCUGGAUAACCCGGGUUACUCCGUCGCCAGCCGAGUCAUCAGUAUCCUCUCUAUCCUGGUCGUGUUGGGUUCCAUAACCGCCAUGUGCAUGAACAGCAUGGCUGAGUUCACCCUGGUGGACAGGGAGGGGACGCCUCACGAGGACCCCAGGUUUGAAACGGUGGAACACUUUGGUAUCGGCUGGUUCACCUUGGAGCUGGUGGCCCGGUUCACAGUCGCCCCAGAUCUGAUCCAUUUCUUCAAGCAUCCGUUGAACCUCAUAGACCUCGUGUCGAUAUUACCAUUCUACCUGACGCUCGGCAUCGACCUGGUGGCCGAGAGCAGCCCGGCGCUGGCCAAUCUGGGGCGCGUGGCACAGGUGCUACGGCUGAUGAGGAUCUUCCGUAUCCUGAAGCUGGCGCGUCAUUCCACGGGGCUGCGCUCUCUGGGCGCCACGCUCAGAAACAGCUACAAGGAGGUGGGGUUGCUACUGCUCUACCUGGCGGUGGGCGUGUCUUUCUUCUCUGUCAUGGCCUACACCGUGGAGAAGGACAGCGAGGACUUCUCUACCGUCCCAGCAUGCUGGUGGUGGGCCACGGUGAGCAUGACCACGGUGGGGUACGGAGACGUGGUCCCGGUGUCUAUAGCCGGCAAGAUGACGGCCUCGGCCUGUAUCCUGGCAGGCAUCCUGGUGGUUGUGCUUCCCAUCACACUCAUAUUCAACAAGUUCUCCCUCUUCUACAAGAGACAGAAACAGUUAGAGAUCGCUAUGCGCAGCUGUGACUUCGACCAGGAGAUCAAAGAAAACCUUCCCUCUGUCAAUCUGAGGAACUACUAUGCACACAAGGUGAAAUCUCUCAUGGCCAGUCUGUCCAAUAUCAACCGGAGUUUACCCAGUGAACACAGUCUGAACGAGAUGUCAAUACAUUAGGAUCUGUGGAUCAACAGACUGCCCCCCCGUUGGCCUUAUAAGGACGUGACCGAAGGAGAGGAGAAACGUGGUGCAAGAAGUAGAGCUGUUUCUGUGUAGCCCUUGUUGUUGAAUAGAGCUACAAUGGGAAGCUGAAGUUUAGUUUGACUGACAGGCGAGGGAGGGAGUGGUCGGGCAAAACCAACAUCACAACCUUUCUAUUGGGAGAAAUCUCAUCGAAUCCUCUCUCUCUUUUACAUUCUUCUCAAAUCCUAUUGGAUGAGAAGGCCAGAGGUCCUUCCCCUCUGACCUUUCUAAUCCAAUGGGUUUUUUGAGAAGGCUUUUCGAGGAGAGAGGACACAAGGAAUCAAAGAAAAACAAGAAAUCCAAUGAUUCCUCUUCCACCUUUUCAUUCACCUCAAGUGUUUUAACAGUGUGGUUCAUCAUCAGACAGAAGAGGAGCCGAUAGGCUG
Molecule: messenger RNA, 2575 nt
Organism: Oncorhynchus gorbuscha (pink salmon)
Lineage: Eukaryota; Metazoa; Chordata; Actinopteri; Salmoniformes; Salmonidae
Product: potassium voltage-gated channel subfamily S member 2-like
Exons: 2
Coding region: 684-2123 (479 amino acids)
Biological process (GO): regulation of delayed rectifier potassium channel activity; potassium ion transmembrane transport; protein homooligomerization
Cellular component (GO): voltage-gated potassium channel complex; membrane
Molecular function (GO): protein binding; voltage-gated potassium channel activity
Source: RefSeq, a predicted model, not a curated record